Molecule: messenger RNA, 2332 nt
Organism: Oncorhynchus keta (chum salmon)
Lineage: Eukaryota; Metazoa; Chordata; Actinopteri; Salmoniformes; Salmonidae
Product: prolactin receptor-like
Exons: 9
Coding region: 541-2196 (551 amino acids)
Biological process (GO): cytokine-mediated signaling pathway
Cellular component (GO): external side of plasma membrane
Molecular function (GO): protein binding; cytokine receptor activity
Source: RefSeq, a predicted model, not a curated record
UUGCAAUCAGCAGCAGACACGUUUACUUGACUCCAAUUGCACAGAUUUGUAAUUAUGUGUAGACUAAUAACUUGGCCGCAGGUCACUCGUAAAAAUACAUGGGAGAAAGCCAUAACAAUGUGUCAAGGUAUUGGAAAACACGAGGGGGCCGGGCAAUAAUCCGUGAGGCGCGCGCCAACCAACCGCCAACCGGUGCGCUGGCUGCAGAGAGAAGCUUCGAACAUAGCGAACAACCAACCGUUGACGCGUACAGACACCGAUGGUUUGAGGAGUUUGGCGUAUGCGUUACAUAUUUUGGCAUGUCACUGUGACUCGUUAUUAUUUGAAGAAUAAUAUCUUUAGGACUUCACCUUCAAGGCACAAUUUCAUGAGCGUGUGAAGCGGGUGACUAGACAUGGUCUUCUGUCUAACUACCCGAAGAUUUCCUCGAAGCUCUCUUUGAUAAUUCCGUGCGCCAUCAUUGAGCAAAAUCCGUGUGAGAAGCAGACAGUCGCUCAGAGUUUGGGACCAGGGAGAUUCUGAAGGAGAGAGAGAACAUUCAUGUUAUUUCUCAGAUCGUUGGAGAACAGCUGUGUGAUGCUGUGGCUGCUGGUCCUUGUCCUGCCCGGGGUAGCAUGCAGUGCCCUGACCCAGAACCUUCUACAGCCAGACAAUGACCACAGAGACGGUGCUGUUGCCGUGACGACCCGGCCCCACAUCUACUACUGCCGCUCGCCCAACAUGGAGGUCUUCACUUGCUGGUGGCAUCCCCUUGACAACAACUCCGAGAGUGACGACAACGUCACCUACAGCCUCACCUACUCCUUAGAAAAGGGGCCGAGGCGUGAGUGUCCAGACUAUGUAACGGGCGGCCCCAACAGUUGUCACUUUGACAGCGGCCACACGUCCAUCUGGACCAUAUACUGCAUGAACGUGAUGGCCAGGACCUCCCACGGAGUGUUCAGCUCCAAGGACCACUGUCUGGACGUGGCUGAUAUAGUGGAGACAGAGGCUCCGGUUAACUUGACCUACACCCUGUUGAACGAGACGGAGGAGGAAGCUGGCCGCACCGCCAUGGUGUCCUGGGUUUACCCCAAUCCCUCCCACAUCCAGUACGGUUGGAUCACCCUGGUCUUCGAGCUGCAGUACCGACGCAUCGCCGAGCCCAACAACUGGAAGGUGAAGGGCUUGCUGAGAGAGCCUUGUCUGGAGCUGCUGGAUCUGCCGGUAGGAGAGUACAUUGUCAGGGUGAGAUGCCGUUCCCGCAACAACGGCCUCUGGAGCAAGUGGAGCACCUCUCUCCUACUCUGUGUCCCAGUCAAAUCUACCCCCGAUAAGCUGCUGGCUCUGCUUUUGGUGACCGGUGUUGGGGUCAUGUUGUUGCUAGUCAUCGGCUUUGGAAUUAUCCUACAGGGCAAGAGGAUAAAAGCAUUCAUUCUGCCUCCAAUUCCCAAACCACGCAUCAGAGGCAUCAAUCCCCUGCUUCUGAAGAAAGGGGGCUUUGAUGAGAUCAACCGUCAUUUCAUCUCCUUCCAUGGCUAUAAGCCCCCAAGCUACAGCGAGGAGGAGGUCUGGGACCCUGUCAACAUGGACAGCAACCAAUCUCUCCAGGCUCCCCCGGGGGUCCUAGCAGUCUGGAAGGAGGAUUAUGAUAUGGCCAUCCACAGCCAACUACUGGUCCAGACAACCUCCAGCCACGCCCCUUAUACACCAGUGCCCGCCUCUUACACCCCAGUCCCCGCCCCUUACUGCCAGGCUCCAGUGGAAGCCUUCCCGACCUCGUGGGAAUGGCCAACAGCAAACCCCGACCAGCCGGAGCUUCUCGUCUUCCCGGGCACUGACUACAGCAUGAUGAUGAAUCCCACCCCCGUCCCGCCUACGGACCAGCAGGCCCCGCCCCCAUCAUCCACCCAGGACUUCUACACGUGCGUGAACGUGCUGGGUGACAACGGACAAGUGCAUCUGGUGCCCUGCCUGCCCAACCACCUGAAACACAGCCCCUACGUACAGCUGGAGGAGGAGCUAGAGGAAGGAGGGCUGGAGAAGAGCAGCCAGUUAGAUGACUACCUGGCUAAGAAGAUGGAGGCAGUAGCCAACGGGAGUGCUCCGGGAGAGACAGUGGUAGAGACAGAGGUGGAGUCAGAGAGUGUGGAGCAGAGUGAAGUGGCUGUGCCUUUACUGCCUGGAACCACAGGCACACAGGGCAACAGGGUGUGACCAUUUAGCACACAUACUCACUCACACACACACACACACACACACACACACACACACACACACACACACACACACACACACACACACACACACACACACACACACACACACACACACACACACACACACACACACA